GAGCAGCAGUGUUAGUGCUGCCCACAUUGUUGCCAGGCAUCCCUGGAAGAGGAGGUGCAUUAAACUGGGAGAAGCAAGCAACGGGAGAAAAAAAGUUAGGCUUAGUGUGUCUUAGUGUUUGCCUUGUGCUCUUUCAGCAAGCAGAGUAAGGAGCCUCGCCAGAUCUGGAGCUCAUCUGAAAUGAAUUAAACCCUGAAGAAGAACGAACCUCUGUAAUCUAGCUGCGUUGGCGCUCCACUGAGGGUUCCUAUUUGCUGUCAGAGGUACACCCAUGCAUGUAGCAGCAGCUCCUCCAAGAGACUGACUGUUUUUGUCUCCUCAAGUCAAAAUAUUUUCCAAACUCCAGAGGGCAAGUCUGGAGAGAGGGAGAGACCAAGGUACUUGAAGAAGUCUGCUUUCUCCAUAAUAACUUGGGGCUAAAAGUCAUCACUGUUUUCAAAGGGAAAAAAAACGGUCUUCAAACAAAAAAUCAGCCCUAUCGUUCCUCUGUGUGUUUGCUGAGGAGGUUUCGAGGACAAGUGAGCAGCGUUCACAUAAAUACAGGAAACACCUGAAGUUCAGCCAAAGGAAAUCAUCUCCAAACAACUGACACACUCUGACACUGAUUUUUGUAAGAAGCUUCAUCAUCUUGUUAGUCAAUCAAUAUGUCUCGCUGGGGGCGAAAAAAUGUGAAGAAGGCGCCUGAAGUGAUCCGCACUGUGACAGAAGGGCUCAAGUCCUUGUAUCGUAAGAAGCUGCUGCCUCUGGAGCAGUACUAUGGUUUCCAUGACUUCCACUCUCCCAGUCUGGAGGAUGCAGACUUUGAAAACAAGCCGAUGGUGCUGGUGGUGGGACAGUACUCCACUGGAAAGACAACAUUCAUCAAGUAUCUACUGGAGCAGGAUAUUCCUGGAAGCAGGGUAGGACCUGAACCUACCACUGACUGCUUCACUGCCAUCAUGCAUGGGGAGGUAGAAGGAGUCAUCCCCGGGAACGCCCUUAUUGUAGACCCCAACAAGCCAUUCCGCAAACUCAACCCUUUUGGAAACACCUUUCUCAACAGGUUCCAGUGUGCCCAGAUGCCCAACCAGGUCCUGGAAAGUAUCAGCAUUAUUGACACACCGGGGAUCCUGUCCGGUGCUAAGCAGAGAGUGAGCCGAGGUGAGAGAGGUACCAAAGGCUAUGACUUCCCAGCUGUGCUGCGCUGGUUUGCGGAACGUGUGGACCUCAUCAUCCUGCUGUUUGAUGCCCAUAAACUUGAGAUAUCAGACGAGUUCUCCGAGGCCAUUGGUGCCCUGAAAGGCAACGAGGACAAGCUGCGUGUGGUGCUCAACAAGGCAGACAUGGUGGGCACCCAGCAGCUGAUGCGAGUGUACGGUGCACUCAUGUGGUCCCUGGGGAAGGUAUUUAACACCCCGGAGGUUCUGCGUGUCUACAUUGGUUCCUUCUGGUCAGAGCCCCUGAUGGUGGCAGACAACCGCAAGCUGUUUGAGCUGGAGGAGGAAGAUCUGUUCGCUGACAUCCAAAACCUUCCUCGCAAUGCAGCUUUACGAAAGCUCAACGAUCUGGUCAAGAGGGCACGUCUGGUUAGGGUCCAUGCCCACAUCAUCAGCUAUCUGAAGCAAGAGAUGCCUUCUGUCUUCAGGAAGGACAAUAAAAAGAAGAAUCUGAUCUACCAGCUGCCAGUUAUUUUCUCUAAGAUCCAGCUGCAGCACAACAUCUCUGCUGGAGACUUCCCAGAUUGUGCUAAGAUGCAGGAGCAACUGAUGGUCCAUGAUUUCAACAAGUUCAAAACCUUGAAGCCUAAUCUGAUGGCAGCCUUGGAUGAGUUGCUGUCCGGUGACAUUGCCAAGCUGAUGCCUCUCCUGCGGCAGGAGGAGCUGGAAGCAGGUGAGCAACUAGGCGUGCAGGGUGGAGCCUUCAUGGGGAACCGUGCCGGACCCUUCUCCGAGGGUGACCCCUUUGCAGAGGAGAACGGAGAGGGAUGUGAGGAGGAGGAGGAUUGGGUGGUGACCAAAGACAAGCCCAAAUAUGAUGAAAUCUUCUAUAACCUCGCUCCCAAUGAGGGGAAACUGAGUGGCACCAAGGCUAAGGACUGGAUGGUGAGCUCCCGCCUGCCCAACUCGGUGCUCGGUCGCAUCUGGAUGCUGUCGGAUGUGGACCACGAUGGCAUGCUGGAUGAUGAAGAAUUUGCCCUGGCCAGCCACCUGAUUGAGGUCAAGCUGGAAGGCCAUGGUCUACCCCCUGAGCUUCCCACGCGUCUGAUCCCGCCCUCCAAACGCAGGCAGAAGGGUUCUGAUGCAUAGACAUGUCACAAAGUCCCUGGAGCUGAGAGAGACUCUUCUCUAUUGGCUGUCACACUUAUGCUACUGUUUGUAUUUGCUCUUGUUUUCCCCCCCAGACCCAUGUCAAAUUGUUGACUGUAAUGCGUUCAACGUUUUUCCUCUGAGACGGAUUUUGGUCUAGCACAAUGGAACAUAUUGUAUUAAAGAGUAAGUCAAUUAUUUGAGAGUAUAGGGCUUUCUGCAAAAGAGUAAGAAGUCACAUGGGUCUGGUUGCUUUUCCAUUUGGCUCUUCAAAGUUUGCUUUUUAUGAUGAGCUUUUUAAAAAAUAUAUCUACUUGUGUUUGCUGAGAAGAAUUAAAUAAAGGCUGGCGAGCAGUAUUCAGCAUUUAUUUGACCAAAUAAAGAGUGUUCUGUAUUAAAUCCUUUAAAUUCAGCCUUCCUUCAGACUAGAUUGUAGCGGCGCAGUAUUAUCUGAUCAUUUGUAGGAUUAUGCCAUUGUUUUAGGUCUGGUCAUUCCACUGAGGGUCUCAUCUGUAUCAUUUAUAGCCUUUUAAAAUCAAACUGGCAGCGCAAAUCUAAUAAUCUGAAUGCAUUUCACUUUGAUGCUUUACAUGACACACUUUUGUGCAUACACUUUAUAUAUUAUUUUUGUAACUGUUGCUGUUGUUUUGUAUGUGCAGGAGCAAGACCUCAGUUUUAUAAAAAGAACAGGAUAUGCUGAGAUCAACUUUUCAACUAGACUGAAUGAUUGACAUAUUACUUACUGACUACUGUACACAGCUCCACCAACUGUUCUUUAUGGUAACUAUUAUUAUAACCAAAUAAAAUUCCCUGACUGUG
Molecule: messenger RNA, 3104 nt
Organism: Morone saxatilis (striped sea-bass)
Lineage: Eukaryota; Metazoa; Chordata; Actinopteri; Moronidae
Gene: ehd2b
Product: EH-domain containing 2b
Exons: 7
Coding region: 645-2285 (546 amino acids)
Biological process (GO): endosomal transport; endocytosis
Cellular component (GO): cytoplasm; plasma membrane
Molecular function (GO): GTP binding; calcium ion binding; protein binding
Source: RefSeq, a predicted model, not a curated record